AUGCUUUUCCAACACCUUUGCGCUUUUCUGCUCGCGGUCAUUCCGCUGACCUCCGCGGCAGUUAUCCGUCCGUUCGCCAAAAACAACGCCUACUGGGUGGACGUCACAAAGUCUCGAGGCGGCCAGGUGUGGGACUUUGCCGUCUACGGCGACGGGUACGCCAAAUUCGACGACGACGGCGACCGCAAGAACCUCGACUACGUGGAGGUCGACACCACGGCCAAGCGCCUGACCGUCCACAACGCCCAGAACGCGUUCGACACCACCAAGCCGCGUCUCAAGAUGCGCGAGGUCCUCAAGGAGUGCUGGACGAUGACAUCCCUUCAGCCGGCCGAGCUGAAGGAAGCCCUCGCGGACUGCCGCACGGAGUUGAACAAGGGCCCCAGGGGGAAUUUCGAGGUGUCGGCUACGGACGGCGGCAGCGCUCAGCAGGCAUGCUGGGCCAGGCUCGGAAAGACCAUCUUUGCCGCUUCCAUCACGGGCGCUAUUGCGGACUUCGACAUCAACAAGAAACUUGUCAAGAUGGAGGUGACAAACUCGUGGACAGGAGAUGACCUCCUCUUUACUUUCUCUGCUUAA
This is a messenger RNA of Colletotrichum siamense, 579 nucleotides long. RefSeq lists its product as uncharacterized. The transcript has 3 exons. NCBI's taxonomy places the organism in Eukaryota, Fungi, Ascomycota, Sordariomycetes, Glomerellales, Glomerellaceae. The record is from RefSeq and is a predicted model, not a curated record. Bases 1 to 579 code for a protein of 192 amino acids.